This is a messenger RNA of Notothenia coriiceps (black rockcod), 1425 nucleotides long. NCBI's taxonomy places the organism in Eukaryota, Metazoa, Chordata, Actinopteri, Perciformes, Nototheniidae. The record is from RefSeq and is a predicted model, not a curated record.
AUGCUAAUCUCAUGGAAACAGACCCUCAAGGAGAGCGGUUAUCUGGCUGUGGAUGUUUUCACAACCGGUGAAAGGGAUGGCUUGCAAAGAACGCUCCUCCUGCUCUUCACCUGUAGCGUCUCCAGCCUCCUGCUCAGCUUGCUGCUCUUCCUAUACCUCCUCCUCACGCUGAACUAUGAUCUAGCUGUGUCUGGAGGGAUCUCUUGCUGCUUCGGGACCCUCCUGACAGUUGCCCUCUUCCUAUCAAAGAGGAUACGUUGCUUAGGGACUCUAUUUGUGAUCUCUAUUUUCAUGAAGAAGAGCCGGAACCUUCUCCUCACCGCCGGCACCAGUUUAGUGCUGCUAAGAAACAUUCGCAACACCUUGGAGAACACCACAGGUCUGGUCCGGAGUAUGAUCUGCAACCUGCAGGCCAAGAAAGCAGCCGUCAUUGCUCCGUUUAGCAAAUAUGUGAAGAUGCUAAAGUGGCUAGGAAACAUGCUAAAGGGGGUUACAGACUUAGGGGUGUUAAACCUUGACCCCCAACUCAAGGUUUCCCCCAGACUGGAAUCAGAAAUGUUCCAGGUGACGCUCGGUGAGGCCGAGCAGAAGCUGAACGCCACAGUGAAAUAUGUGAAGUCCAUUAUGAACACAGUCUCCUCUGUGAGCGAGAAGAUGUUCCCCGCCCUCAGUUUCCUCGUGCUCAUGAUGUUUUUAGCCCUGCACAUAAAAAGAUACCGCAGUGACAUGAAAUACCAAAACAGGUUCGUGAGCCGGAGGUUUGUCGCUUUUGACGAGAAGCAGAGGGCGGAGGGGAAGCCCCAUGUCCUCCCCCUUACCCCUGAGGAAGAGGAGCUGUACACCCCCCUCCCCUCGGCCCGUCCCACCACCAGAGAGGGGAAAGCCGUGCUGAAGUUUGGAGUUCCGGUCGCCUCCCAUCUUGCAGCUUGGGUCAUAUUUAUAACCGUGGAUGCCUUAUUGUACCUCUUUGUCGACAUUGUAACAAAAAAACUAUCCGAACUUGAGCCGUUCCAUAUCCCGCUGAUAGUGAGCAUCAAAGGGAUUGCAACUUUAAUAGGCAUACCCAUUGGCGAGGAAAAUCAUCAAGAAGACUUUUCCUAUUCUGUGACCCUGUUUGAGAAGACGUGCCUCCCUAAACCCAAACUGCUGCUCUAUAACUCUAUCGUUCCUCUGGCGGCCAUCUUGCUCCUCCUAAUCCUCAUGGCUCUGAUUGCUGCCAAAGCCUCACAGAUCAGGAUCAUGGUGUGUGAGCGAUUCUUCAGCAACGCAGCGGAGAUGAGGGUGGAGUACCUGCAUGCCAAAAUCCUGAGGAAGAGAUUAAAAAAGAGAAAGGAGAAAAACAACUACACAUCACUGUAUCUAAAGCCACAGUUCUGGUGCCCACUGCUCUUCAGGCCCAAAGAGCAUGUACAAACUAUCGCGUGA